UGGCCGGAUUGUAAAAACUAAAAAUGGCGUCGCUUUAGUAGACGUACAGCUUGAACUGUGAAGAUGUUGAGAACAUUAUUUAGAUAUAGUUUUUGAACUCUUAAAAGUGAUUAUUUAAUUUUAUUGUACUAUUUGAAGUGUGUUAAUAAGUUAGUAGAACAAUUCGAUAAUCUGUCAAUGAAACUUGUGUAACAAACAGCCUGAAAUGUCUGAAGACGUAAAAAGUAGUGUGGAAUGCAGUAGCCCUGUGGCCGCGGCAGCAAGUAACCCGCAGCAGCAUAAUCCACCAUCGCCGGCCAUGCCCAGACCAGUCACUCCUCCCGAAAAGUUGACGCGCUCCAAGCUAUCCGAUGAACAGCUGGAAUCGAUAGCACUCGACGAGCUGGCGCGUCUGUGGAGGAGCCAAGACUUGUACAUCGACUCCCUCGAAGCACAAAAUUCCAGCAACGAAGCGCAUUUGGGGCGAAAGGCAAUGGAAUAUCGAUGGCGAUCAUGGAUGAUGAUGAUGAUAGCACAGUCGGGAUGAGACUUGCUGACGUCACUACUUCAUUUUCAGCUAGCUCUCUGCAGAUGCACAGCUAUGCUCCUAAGCGCAACUGCCAACUUCCUUCUCAUCGUGUGUUUUCAGUGAUAUUAGUGCUUUGUGAUGUUUUUCUGCUCCUCUCCUUGUGAUUUACUAGUUCAGUGCUCACAUCACUCUAAUAUUUUUAUUUCUAAGCUAGUGUCAAGGAAAGGUUUAAUCCCAUAUGCACAUCUCAUUGCAUUGCAUUGCAUUGCAUUCCAGCUUUACACUCGAAGCUUGGUGAUAGCUUGCAAAUUGAGACUUUCAAUUCAUUUCUAUCUUUCAACAGAAUUUAUAUACUCUCCUCUCAAUCAUCUUCACUCUAUGGAGUAUUAUUGACAUAGUUGUAUUUUUGUCUCAUUGCUCUCACCGACUGCAGCAGAGAUGUUCACAUGGGAUUUACAUUUAGAAUAGUAGAUGAGCACGUGCGAUUGAAUGGUUGAUAUUCAUUCCACAAAGAUUUACGAAAACAUGUUUUGAAAAAGGUCCCUUGUGAUCAUAAUAUUAUAUCCAGCAGUUUUGUCUUUAUCAUUUCGCUCAAUCGUGCGUGCAAAUUAAAAGUGUAUGAAAAGGUAAACAAUGUUGGAAAUCUGAUUCGCUUUUAAAGCAGAUAAACAUUUCCGAUUUAGCUUUUCAUACACCAUUAAACUUAAUUGAAAUGCUCAACUAUCUUUAUUAUUGUAAAUUUUAUCAUGAGAAAAUUGUGAAUUAUAAAUGUGCGUGCACAAAGUUGUACAGUGCUGUGUUGUGGAGUCUUGAAGAUUAAAGAAUAUCGCGUUGGUCUGAAAAUAUUAUGGUGGAUGAAUCAGUGCAGCAAGUGUGUGUAGUUAAUUAGUGGUAAAGAAGGAAGAUGAUAUGGAGCUCUGGAGCGAGCGCCAUUCUUCUCUUAGAAUAAAGCUCUCUGUCCUCGUCUCGUCUUGCCCUCCCCUCGCCAGCAGCCGGCAGGCGGUAACGCUCGCUAUAAGCGACCAUGCCUCGAGACGAAACUGAGAUAAGUGCUCUAAGGGAAACCGAAGAGAAAUUGAAACAACAGCAUACAGAUUUGAUCAUUAGAGAGAAAGUGCUUGUGAGGCGACUGGCUGCCAAAGAACAAGAAAUACAGGAAUACGCUGGUCAGCUGUCUGAGCUGAAGGCGGCGCAGUCGCCGUCUGCGGCGGCUCUGAGGCAGGCGCUGCUCGACCCGGCUGUCAACCUGCUGCUGCAGCGGCUGCGUCACGAGCUCACCACCACGCGCACCCGUCUCGACGAGACGCACAACGAGCUCAGCGCGUGGAAGUUCACGCCCGACAGUAAUACUGGAAAAAGGCUGAUGGCCAAGUGCAGACUGCUCUACCAGGAGAAUGAGGAGCUUGGCAGGAUGAUCUCCAGUGGACGGUUAGCCAAACUCGAAGGUGACCUUGCGCUGCAGAAGAGCUUCAGCGAGGAAGUUAAAAAAUCACAAUCAGAAAUGGACGAAUUCUUACAAGACCUUGACGAAGACGUGGAGGGUAUGCAGAGCACAAUCUACUACUUGCAGCAAGAGCUGAGGAAAGCAAAGGACGCUGUUGUCAAUUUGGAGCAGGAAAACUCUGCGCUAAGGACAAGAAAUAGUGUCGAUAGCAGUGAGAAAGGUGCUCGGUCGGAGGAACAGUGCAACAACAAUGAGUCGUUGUGUCGUGUCAAAUGCGAAGUGGAGGAAGGCAGGACCAACGGCGUAGCAGAGCCAGCUCACAACUCACCACCUAAUAUUCACAGCAACAACGAUAAUCAGGACACUGACGGCGAUAACGAUAAUCAGGACACUGACGGUGAUAACGAUAAUGAAUCGCACGACAAUACAGGUAACUGUCGAACUGAAGGCAACGGCUUUGCCCAACAGUUGAAUAGCAAUGUUAUUGUUAAUUCUAGAAAACGGACUAGCAGUGAGGAUAGUGAUGAUGUUCCUCUUAGUAAGAAAAUUAAAACAGAACCGCUGGUGCAUUACGACGAUGAUGACGUUGUGAAUGGUGACGGAUCUGAAUCUGAGAACAAUACUUGACUUCCUUAGACAACUUUCACAUCAUGAACUUUUGAAUUGAAUGUGAUCUUACGUCCAACUUAUGUUUUAAUGUAGAUAAGCUCUGUCUAUUUAGUGAUGUUUUAUCCCUUUGAUAUUAAUUUGAUAUAUAUUAUGUUUAAUCGCUUCAGUUAUAAAAUUGAAUAGAUACUAGGCCUCUUGAGAGGCCAGAACCUCUAACUUUUAGAAAUGAAUCAUUCAAACAUUUUCUGUUACAAUUUUUCAACCAUUACAAAAAAAUUAUUAAGUGGAACUCGAGAAGCAAGAAUUCUCGUAUUUGCCUCCAGUUUUUAAGGGGUCACUGAAUGUAUGCUUCUUCUUCGCUGAAGUGAUGAAAGUACAUCGAAGUAGAUAUGUUUUAUUCAGAUAACUUAUAUUAGUGGUUUAUUUUCAGUUUUAUGCUGAAACGUUCCAUGACUUUCCUUUGAUUCAGGAAUUAAAAACCAAGAAUUUCUAUGUACGCUGUUAGACUAGUCAAUCUAAUAAAUUUUUUUGUUGUCAUCUGGAAUGAAAUAAUUUUGCUUUUCUUGAUGCAACAUCUUCAAUGGACUUGAAAAUUUGGCUUGGUUGUCAUUCAACUGAUAUCUGUUUCUUUGUUUUAAUUUGAUUUAAUCAAUUCCUACUCAAUUAUUGGUUUAAGUGUUGCCCUUCUUCUCUUUGUUUCUUAUCAUAGAUUAUAGUGUACAUCGAAAGGAAUUACUUUUAACAAAUUGAUUAAUUUUGUAGAUUUUCUGUUUCUAAUUACUCUAAAACUUAUUAUUUCAUAACAUCAAUGUUGAAACGUUUCAAUUUUUACCCAAUGUCAGUUUUAUAAUAAUUAAGUUCAAUUUCCAAGUUGUAGGAUAAAUUGUGAUGGAAUAAAGCAUUGUUUUGCAAAACAUGACAUUCUAAUAACGCUAUUGUAAAAACGAUAAUAUACUCUUUAUAUUAGUCCUUGAAAACAAGAAUACAUUAGUGAAAUUGAGGUAUUUAUAGGUAAUGAUUACCUAUUAUUCAGCAAAAAAAAAAAAAAUAAGUUCUGUAACUUUGAGUGCUGGAAAUUCUAUUUAUUUUUUAAUACUAUUAUUUUUCAAACUGAAAGUAAUUAAACUGAUAAAAAUCUACAAAUACAAUCUAUUUGUAUUGACUUCAUUUAUACUAUCUACUACGUGACUUGUGAUUUAGUAAUUUCACUCUUCUAUAAUUACGUUCUUAUCAAUAUUCUACUUGAAAUUUUGAAAAAACAUACUUUCUCCAGCAACUUCACAAAUCAUAUAAAUUAAAAGUAGUCUACGAGUAUAACGCCAGUGAUUCGUCAUACCUGAAUACUCACGCUGAAAUAUUAAGCUUUUUGGAGAGUACAUCUUUCGGUAAAAUAAUACAGUGUUGUAUUGAAAAUCCAAGAAUCAGUUGAUAUAUUGCAUAAUCACUGUUUUUAGAAUAUGUAUAUGUAUUGAUAAUUUAAUUAUCAAGUGACGCUACCAGUUGUUUAAAUAACUCGUAACAAUAAAUAAUCGUAAUAUCUCUCGUUUUGAUAAAACUAAGUAGGAAAAAUGAGAAAUACAAAUAAUGAAUUGAUUCAACUAGUGACUAUUGACUCAUUUGUUAACAACUUAGAAACAAAUGAAUGUCGAGAGAAAAGUUCUUAUUUUGUAGAAAAGCAACCAAAGUAUUUAACUAUAAAUAUUUAAAUUUUGGCUCUUCUUUAGUUGAAGCCGGGUAGUAUUUCCAUGUGAUAACACUCGAGAUUUAUUUUCUUGUGUGCAAGCCAUUUUUUUAUGACUUUCAUGACUUAUUAGUUUAUUACCCCUAGAAGGAUUAGAUUCUAUUAUUCACUUAUUGCCACCGCAGUGACUAUUUCUUCGAUUAGAUAAUAAUUUCUUCAUGUAUUGUAAUGCAUUUCUUAUCUUCAAGAGAUGCAGUUGACAUUAACUUUCAUUGAAAAAUCACUCAAUUGAUUCUGCGGUUUCACCUUGAACUUUAUUCUUGUCUACAAUAAAAUCAUUAUUCAUUUCCCUCCAGUGUCUUAAUUAAUGAAUAUAUUUAUUUUAAUCUAUUAUACACUUUCUAAUAAUCUCGCAUGUGUUAUUCACUCUCAAGACUAUAUAAAUGUAGGCUAUCGUAUUUCAAUUAUUUGUUCGUCUUCAGAAUUGAGUAAAUCACUAAAUUUUUCUUGCUCACUCAGGUAUGAAAUAUUCAUAUUCUUUGGUUACAUAGGCCAAAUAAUUUAUUGACUUUUCGAUUUUUUGUUGGCCUAUGAGUGCACAUGCAUUUGAAUAUAUUGAGUGAUGAAAUGUGAUAAUAUAUACUCAUAGAUGUCAUCUUGCUAUUGUUACAAUUUCACUGUGUCGAAUAUAAAAUUUAUAUUUUUACUUGACUAAGAAAAGAAGCAGUAAUUGAGAUUCUAAUUUAAUUUAUCUAGGUGGCAAUUUCAAUUUCAUUUAUCUGUUAACAAUAUCAGAAGCAGACUCUGAAUUUAAUUGUGAUUAUCAAUCAAACUGUAAAACAUCACUGAAUUGAAGAAGAAACUAAUUGUAUAUUUGAAUGAUUAAUAAACUUGUAAUUUAUGAAAAAUA
Messenger RNA from Nilaparvata lugens (brown planthopper), 5152 nucleotides. RefSeq names its product pre-mRNA-splicing regulator female-lethal(2)D. The coding region runs from base 1533 to 2579 and encodes 348 amino acids. Gene Ontology annotation, cellular component: nucleus. The transcript has 7 exons. Lineage: Eukaryota; Metazoa; Arthropoda; Insecta; Hemiptera; Delphacidae. Gene Ontology annotation, biological process: regulation of alternative mRNA splicing, via spliceosome. The record is from RefSeq and is a predicted model, not a curated record.